Molecule: messenger RNA, 2654 nt
Organism: Grammomys surdaster
Lineage: Eukaryota; Metazoa; Chordata; Mammalia; Rodentia; Muridae
Gene: Crat
Product: carnitine O-acetyltransferase
Exons: 14
Coding region: 159-2042 (627 amino acids)
Biological process (GO): carnitine metabolic process, CoA-linked
Cellular component (GO): peroxisome
Molecular function (GO): carnitine O-acetyltransferase activity
Source: RefSeq, a predicted model, not a curated record
UGGCCGCGGGGCCGCCUCCACAGGCUAGCGGCAGUGACUCGGCGACCUUGAACCUAGAGCCCGAGCCGCGAACCCACUGACCCCAGCACCCCAGCUGUGGCGCAGACUUUACCCAGUGCGAGGGGCGGAGCGGACCGAGUGUCCGCAAACAGACUGGGAUGAUGUUAGCUUUUGCUGCCAGAACCGUGGGAAAACCCCUGGGCCUCCUCAAGCCCUCCUCCCUGAUGAAGGUUUCUGGCCGCUUCAAGGCCCACCAGGAUGCACUGCCACGACUGCCAGUGCCUCCCCUUCAGCAAUCCCUGGACCAUUACCUCAAGGCACUGCAGCCCAUCGUGAGUGAGGAAGAAUGGGCUCACACCAAGCAACUAGUGGACGAGUUUCAGACCUCAGGGGGUGUAGGGGAACGCCUGCAGAAGGGACUGGAGCGCAGGGCCAAGAAAAUGGAGAACUGGCUGUCCGAGUGGUGGCUCAAGACAGCCUAUCUCCAGUUCCGCCAGCCUGUGGUCAUCUACUCCAGCCCAGGAGUGAUGCUGCCCAAGCAGGACUUCAUGGAUCUACAGGGUCAGCUCCGGUUUGCUGCCAAACUCAUCGAGGGUGUAUUGGAUUUCAAGUCCAUGAUUGACAACGAGACGCUGCCCGUCGAGUUCCUGGGAGGACAGCCGCUGUGCAUGCACCAGUAUUAUCAAAUCCUGUCUUCUUGCCGAGUGCCUGGCCCCAAGCAAGACUCGGUGGUGAACUUCUUAAAGUCAAAGAAACCACCCACGCACAUAACCGUGGUGCAUAACUACCAGUUCUUCGAGCUGGACGUGUACCACAGCGAUGGGACGCCACUCACCUCUGAUCAGAUCUUUGUGCAGCUAGAAAAGAUCUGGAACUCCUCACUGCAAUCCAACAAAGAGCCUGUUGGCAUCCUGACCUCCAACCACAGAAACACCUGGGCCAAGGCCUAUAACAACCUCAUCAAAGACAAAGUAAACCGGGAGUCGGUGAACUCCAUACAGAAGAGCAUCUUCACUGUGUGCCUGGACAAGCAAGUGCCCAGAGUCUCAGAUGAUGUCUACCGCAACCAUGUAGCAGGCCAGAUGCUACAUGGUGGUGGCAGCAAGUUCAACAGUGGCAACCGCUGGUUCGACAAAACUCUGCAGUUCAUUGUGGCAGAAGACGGUUCCUGUGGGAUGGUUUAUGAGCACGCAGCUGCAGAAGGGCCCCCCAUUGUCGCUCUUGUGGACCAUGUCAUGGAAUAUACAAAAAAGCCCGAGCUUGUACGGUCUCCUAUGGUACCCCUGCCCAUGCCCAAGAAGCUGCGGUUCAACAUCACACCGGAGAUCAAGAACGACAUAGAGAAGGCCAAACAGAACAUCAGCAUCAUGAUCCAGGACCUGGACAUCAUGAUGCUGGUAUUCCAUCACUUUGGAAAGGACUUCCCCAAGUCACAGAAGCUAAGCCCUGAUGCCUUCAUCCAGAUAGGCCUGCAGCUGGCAUACUACAGGAUCUAUGGGCAGGCGUGUGCCACGUAUGAAAGUGCCUCUCUGCGCAUGUUUCACCUGGGCCGCACUGACACCAUCCGCUCAGCCUCCACAGACUCGCUGGCCUUUGUCAAAGGCAUGGAUGACUCCAAAGUACCGGAGCAUCAGAAGGUGGAGCUGCUUCGGAAGGCUGUGCAGGCCCACCGAGCCUACACUGACCGAGCCAUCCGAGGGGAGGCCUUUGACCGGCACCUGCUGGGUCUGAAGCUGCAGGCCAUUGAGGACCUGGUGAGCAUGCCUGACAUCUUCAUGGACACCUCCUAUGCCAUUGCUAUGCACUUCAACCUUUCUACCAGCCAGGUACCUGCCAAGACAGACUGUGUCAUGUUCUUUGGACCUGUGGUACCAGAUGGUUAUGGCAUCUGCUACAAUCCCAUGGAGGCCCAUAUCAACUUUUCCGUGUCAGCCUACAACAGCUGUGCCGAGACCAAUGCCGCCCGCAUGGCUCACUACUUGGAAAAAGCUCUGCUGGACAUGCGCACCCUACUCCAGAACCACCCCAGGGCCAAGCUCUGAGCCCAGGCCCAGGCCUGCCAGUUCCACAGCCAAACCCACUUUGGAAUGGACACCUACCAUGGCUCACUUCCUGGGCUCCCGUGCCCUCCAGUUUGACUGAGCCAGAAAAGCAUUCUCUAGCAAGGCCCAAGGUCCAAGCCAAGUGCCUUCCAGGCCCUGUCCUCAGCACCUGCCAUAGUCCGUGUGCAGGGCUGAGUCCAGAGACUGAACAAGACUGAGGCCCAGGUCACCAACGUGUCAUCCACCAUGUGAACCAUGGGGAAGGGAACCAGUCCAUCCCUUCUCACAGCAGGGCCUGGGAAGAGUCCCUUUCCUCAGCCCUGGCCAAUCUUUCAUCUCCACAGCCAGGCCAAAAUCUGUCUUCAUUGGUAAAUGCCCGAGGACCAGGAGUCAGAGGGUUAUCUAUCGAUGAGGGACUCUCAGCCUCCCCAUAGCUAAGGGACACUUAAGGCCUAGCCUCCACCACACCACCUCAAGGUGCCAUCUCCCAGCUGCCAUGCUCUGGUGACUCUCGAGCCCCUUGCUUGCAUUCAGCGUGACUCUUGCUGCAGUCAUGGUGGCAUAUGUGAUUAUGCCAGGCGAUCAAUAAAGGGAAGAAGUGCUGGUGAAGUU